AUGCGAGUAGCCGCCAUGGAAAAUUGGGGCUUAAUAAUCUGCCGCCAAAAGCACGUCUUCUAUAAUUCUCAGCUGUAUUCCCCUUCCGACCAACGCCAAAUUACGGACCUGCUGAGUCAUGAAGUCGCCCAUCAAUGGUUCGGAAAUCUGGUGACGAUGAAGUGGUGGAAUACUUUAUGGUUGAAUGAAGGAUUCGCGACAAUGAUUGGCAUGAAAGCCGCUGAUGAAGCGGAAAGGAUUACUGUACGAACGGACGAAGUUGCGGUAGAUUACAAUGCACGCAGUUACCGCUAUGACCAAUCGCGCCGCUCGAUGCCGUUGACAACUCCGUACGGUGUCAUCGUCAACCCUGAUAGCCAAUUCAACAUUAUUACCUACAAAAAGGCUGCUGGGUUGCUCCGCAUGUUCGAAUUCAUCGUCGGUGAAGAUAUUUUUCGCGAUGGUUUGAGAAAAUACAUAAAAAACCUUGAAUAUGGCAACGGGGAUCACGAGGAUUUGAUUGGAGCGCUGAGCAGCGUGCACGAUGCUGCCGAAACUCGUACACACCUCUUCGAACAAAACUUUUCGCUAGGCGAUGUGGUGGAAAAAUGGAUCCAUCAACGGGGGUUGCCAUUGAUUAAGCGUUUCAAAUCCAACGACACAACCCAAUGGAAGAUCCCGAUGUUUGUUAGAGAUCAAGAGACAAAUCGAACCGUUGUCAAGUGGCUUGUGGAAAAUGGGACAGUGGAGCUCGACUUGCGAAGAGAUCUGGUGCUCGAUCGCGAGGGCAGAAUGUACGGUAGAAUACGCUACGACGUGGAAACGUACGAUCGGAUAACCACGGCGCUACACGAAGAUCCCAAGGCCGUCCCAGUUUCGAGCAGAAUUCGCCUUCUUGAUGAUGGAUUUACGUUUGCUGAAAUUGGGGAGCUAUCGUUUGAGACGGUAUUCCGGUUGGCGUUAUAUUUACGAAAAGAGACCGAAUAUUUCCCCCUCCAAAUCACUGGCUCCCAUUUCGAAAUCAUGCUCGCCCGUUUUGUGCGUCGUACAGAAGUCAAGAUCGUACAGCUCUUCAUCCGCCACCUCUACCUUCCGCUCUUCCAAAAAUUCAUCGGCGAACCUGUCGGCGAAGAUGUGCCCAUAUUUCAGGACUCGCUCCGCGGUAUGGUAACAAUUAUCGUAUGCACGACCGGAUACGAACCUUGCAUCGAAUACGCCCGCAAAAUAUUCAAACAAACCAAGGAAGCCUGCGGAUCAAAGCCCCUCAGCGAUGUCGAUUGCAAUCAUAUCCCCCACUUCAUGCGCACCCCAAUCUACCAAACCGUCGUCCACUACGGCGGUGAUGAAGAAUUUGAAUACCUCUUCGAAAAAUGGACGAAUGAACAAUAUAUGAUGGAACGCGAUCGUAUCUUCUACGGCCUGGCGAAUAGCCCCAAAAAGGAGCAUCUUCAUCGGACCUGGAAAGCGGUGCUGUUCGAUUUUGGGCGGCGUGAAGAUGUGCGAUCGCGUUGCAGCUCGAUGAAACCCUCAUACCCAGAUCACUUCCAGAGCUUUGUCCUUGAGAAUGUCGAGCAGAUUGUGGCAAAGUCAGUUGUGGAAAAAUUU
Messenger RNA from Mesorhabditis spiculigera, 1584 nucleotides. Lineage: Eukaryota; Metazoa; Nematoda; Chromadorea; Rhabditida; Rhabditidae. The record is from the annotation of a GenBank genome assembly.